Molecule: messenger RNA, 1150 nt
Organism: Dendroctonus ponderosae (mountain pine beetle)
Lineage: Eukaryota; Metazoa; Arthropoda; Insecta; Coleoptera; Curculionidae
Exons: 3
Coding region: 66-1076 (336 amino acids)
Biological process (GO): tRNA 5'-leader removal
Cellular component (GO): nucleolar ribonuclease P complex; ribonuclease MRP complex; fibrillar center
Molecular function (GO): ribonuclease P RNA binding; ribonuclease P activity
Source: RefSeq, a predicted model, not a curated record
CCGAUGCGACGAAAGACGAGGAGGAACAACUAAACCCCAAAUUGUUUCAUUUAUUUUUGGUAAACAUGACUGAGACUCCGGUUUUAACUAAAAAACAGCGAAAGGCCACCCUUUCGGCUAGAAAAACUAAAACCAAAAUUACCUUAAGGAAUGUUCUUGUUAUUCCAUUUGCCAAAUAUUGGCCUAUCAUUAAUGGGGACGACGCGAAGGAACUUUACGAUGUUAUGUCCAAAGAUCUGCCAAAUAUGGUUGUGAAAAAGCCAAAAAUUCUUUUUACUGAGCUUAAAAACGUCCCAAAGGCUGAUCGGAAGGCAUUCAAGAAGUUGUAUUUACUGAACCACCCAGAUGGUAGCAAUGAAGAGCGCAUAAAGAAAAGGGAAGGUGUAAUAUUUGGAGUAAACGAUAUAACAAAAGUAGUUGAACAAUGCAUAGUUAAGUCUGUGCUCAUCACAGAUGACGUUAAGCCCAAGUUAAUGGUAGAACAUCUGAUUGAUCAAUGUGUUUUAUUCAGAAUUCCGACUUUAGUUGUUCCCAAUUUGCGAACUAAAUUGGAAAAAAUAUGCGGUUUUUCAAGCAUUGCCAUUGGUUUUACGCAACCAGUAAAAUAUGAAGACAUACAGCAGACAAUUGAAAAGCUGUGGGUCAAAUGCCCAGUACCUAGAGAACAUAUUAAUUUUAAAAGAUCCGUUGAUCGAAUGGAUGUAAUUGUUAUUAAUGAAACUCUAGAUACAAGUAUUGUUAAAGCCUCUGAAAGCAAAGCAAAUGAGCACAUGGAUGUACCUAACUCGCCAAUGUCGGUUACUGAAUGUAGCUCAAUCUAUUUGUAUAGAAAAGGAAAAGGAGAAAGAGCAUUUGUUCCAGAAAAAAGUAGCGAUGAAUAUAAAAAUAGCAGCAAAAUGGACACAGAUGAAUCUGGGUUUUUAUCAUUUUCCAAUGGUCAAAAUAUUUGCAACCAAACAGAGGAAAACUCUGACAAGUAUAUACCUUUGAAGGUAAAGAAAAUUAGAGGAGACUCUAAUCGGCGAAAGAGAAAAAUUGAAGAAAUGAAGAAAGUGAAGAAAAAGCCGAAGUCUUAAGAGGUUUUUAAAUUUGUAUUUCAUGAGCUGGAUUAACUUUGUAACACUUGUUGUAAUAUAUAUAUUUUAAGUGA